Messenger RNA from Condylura cristata (star-nosed mole), 930 nucleotides. It is a transcript of the gene METTL27, whose product is annotated as Williams Beuren syndrome chromosome region 27. Lineage: Eukaryota; Metazoa; Chordata; Mammalia; Eulipotyphla; Talpidae. The record is from RefSeq and is a predicted model, not a curated record. The transcript is spliced from 6 exons. Bases 52 to 816 code for a protein of 254 amino acids.
CGGGGCCAGACUUCCGGCGUCCAGCCGCACGGGCGUUCAGGCUGACGGAGGAUGGCUCAGGAAGACAGCUGGAGCCUGCCCACGGUGCGGGCCCGGGUUGGGGCGUCCCAUGGCAUCACCGACCUGACUCAAAAGCUCCUCUUCUAUGACCGCUGGGCUCUGGAAUAUGACCAGGAUGUGGCCACACUGCAGUACUGUGCCCCCCGCCUAGCUGUGGACUGCCUCACCCAAGCCCUUCCUAGCCUUCCCCACACCGCCCUGAUCCUGGACGUGGCCUGUGGCACUGGCCUGGUGGCUGCUGAGCUGCAGGCUCGGGGCUUCUUCCAGCUGCAUGGGGUGGAUGGGAGCCCAGGGAUGCUGGAACAGGCCCGGGCCCGCGGCCUCUACCAGCAUCUCAGCCUCUGCACCCUGGGCCAGGAGCCGCUGCCCAGCCCUGAAGGGACCUUUGACGCAGUGCUGAUGGUGGGUGCUCUCAGCGACGGCCAGGUGCCCUGCAGUGCCAUACCUGAGCUCCUGCGAGUUACCAAGCCAGGCGGGCUGGUGUGUCUGACCACCAGGACCAACCCAUCCAACCUUCGCUACAAGGAGGCGCUGGAGAACACCCUGGAUGAGUUGGAGCAGGCGGGGGCUUGGGAACGCCUGCUGGUCUGGCCUGUGGACAGAUGGGAACUGGCCACCUCUGAGCUCGAGGUGGUGCCUGGCUCUUCUGACAGUGAGGGCUUCAUCUCUGGCAUCGUCUACCUAUACAGAAAACAGCAAGCAGAAGUCGGGGUUGAGGGAGCGAGGCCCCUUCCCCAGUCCCCUGCAGGUCACUGACCCUCCAUGUGGCCUGGCCAGGCCCCUCCUUGGAGCCCCUCCGCUUCAUCUCCAAAAUGGGUCACCAUGCCAGCCUGCCUCUCAGGAGAGUCUGCCCAUUAAAGUUGGCCCAGA